UUUCUCUCGCUCUCUCUUAACACCACGAUUCAAAACCGCAACCCCACCCACGAACCUAGAAACACCGAAAACCAUCACCAUUCUCAUCCUUCAGUUCUCGAUUGGAUUCCACAGUGUAAACCCAAAAAGUAAAGUUUAUGUAAAGAUCAACUUACAAAGUGGUGAGUAAAAAAAAGUAUCUCAAGCCAUUGCUCAUCACUUCAGAUAUCGGUAUAUCCAUAGUGAGUCGCUCCCCACGACCUCCUCUCUCAACCCUCAACCACCCACGAUUCUCUCUCUAGUCCGACGCUGCCACCGUCACCGCCGCCUACGUACACAUUCUCUCUUAGUCCCUCUCCUCUCCAAACAAUCAUUUCCCCGGAUGAGAUGAGCACCAUCACCGACAUCCUCCACGGAGCCACCGUCAUCACAAAUUAGUCCACAUUCCUCGGUCCAGAGGUGCAUGCUAGAAUGGCAUGGUUCUUGAUUGUUUCUUCGGUGAUUGUACUAUGGGUAGCUUCGUUAUUCAAAAUUAUUCAUGGCUCAUAUUCGCUUCCCAAGGGCACUUUUUUGAAUAAUUUGAAAAAUGGUGGCAGUGUCAACAAGAGAAAUGUUUUGUUCGUUGUUGCCCACCCAGAUGACGAGUCCAUGUUCUUUACUCCAACAAUAAACUAUCUGACCGUGAGAGGGCAUAAUGUUCACAUUUUAUGCUUGUCAAUUGGUGAUGCAGAUGGCAAAGGAAUUACAAGAAAAGAAGAGCUCUACCAGGCUUCUGCAAUUCUCAAGAAAGAAAGAGGGGCUGAGAAGCUAAAAAAGGUUCCGCAUCAACAAGUGUCGGUUCUGGAUCAUCCAAAUCUUCAGGAUGGUUUUGGCAAAGUUUGGAACGAUAGCAUAUUGGCAAAUAUUAUCGAAGAGGAAAUUACAAGAAACAACAUUGACUUGAUAAUUACUUUUGAUAACUACGGAGUUUCGGGCCAUUGUAACCACCGUGAUGUGCAUUAUGGGGUAAGGAAACUCUUACAAGCGUCGUCACAAAGGAAAAUUGAAGCCUGGGAACUCGUUAGUACAAACAUAUUUCGCAAGUAUAGCGGACCAGUCGAUAUCUGGCUGUCCAGUUUAAAUCCCAUGCAAUCCUCACAUGAAGUGGUGCAUUGCUUGCUCAAUGAGCAGCCCAGAAAGAGCUUCCUGGCGAUGGCACAGCAUUCCAGCCAAUGGGUUUGGUUCCGCAAGCUGUUUGUAGCAUUUUCCAGUUACACGUAUGUGAACACGCUUAAAAAGAUGUAGUAGCCUCAUGGUAGAUGUUCUAUUUUUGUGGAUAUACUGCCACUGCCAGCUGCGGAUAUGUUUUUUUUUUGUUUUGUUCGUGUGCUUACUUUUAGUGUUUCUUUACGACAUGAUUCUGUAGAAAAUCGAAUAUGUACCCUGAUUUGCAAAUUUUUGCAUCCGGGAUAACCCUUCUUAUAUGAAUCUAAUUGAGAUUAACACUGUCUAA
Malus domestica (apple) is the source of this 1471-nucleotide messenger RNA. RefSeq names its product probable N-acetylglucosaminyl-phosphatidylinositol de-N-acetylase. Gene Ontology annotation, molecular function: N-acetylglucosaminylphosphatidylinositol deacetylase activity. Gene Ontology annotation, cellular component: endoplasmic reticulum. Gene Ontology annotation, biological process: GPI anchor biosynthetic process. The record is from RefSeq and is a predicted model, not a curated record. Lineage: Eukaryota; Viridiplantae; Streptophyta; Magnoliopsida; Rosales; Rosaceae.